AUGGGGCCCGUGGACACUUCCGAACGCUUGUCGAAGCUCAGGCAGUUGAUGGGGGAGCACAAGGUGGAUGUAUACAUCGUUCCCUCAGAAGAUAGCCAUCAGUCGGAAUACAUUGCGCCGUGUGAUGCUCGUCGAGAGUUUAUUUCUGGUUUCUCUGGUUCGGCCGGCACUGCCCUUGUGUCCAUGACCAAAGCAGCUCUGUCCACAGACGGGCGAUACUUCAAUCAAGCUUCCAAGCAGCUGGACCAAAACUGGACUCUUUUGAAACGAGGGGUUGAAAAUGUUCCGACUUGGCAGGAAUGGACGACCGAGCAAGCGGAGGGUGGUAAGGCCGUUGGUGUGGACCCGGCCUUGUUCACAGCUUCGGAUGCGCGCAAACUCGCCGAGACCUUGGAGAAGAAUGGAUCCUCGUUGGUGGGAAUUCAACAGAACCUGGUCGACCUGGUCUGGGGCAAGGACCGGCCUGCAGCUCCAAGAGAGCUGGUCAAAGUCCACCCGCUGAAAUAUGCGGGAAAGAGUUUCCAGGAGAAAAUCGGCGAUCUCCGUAAGGAGCUUGAGAACAAGAAGAAAGCUGGAUUUGUUAUAUCCUUGCUCGAUGAGAUUGCAUGGUUGUUUAACCUGAGAGGAAAUGAUAUCCCAUACAACCCCGUUUUUUUCGCGUAUGCCAUUGUCACACCAAUCACCGCCGAGCUCUAUAUCGACGACGACAAAUUGACACCGGAAGUUAAGUCUCACUUGGGCCAAGAUGUUAUAAUAAAGCCCUAUGACUCUAUCUUUGCCGACGCCAAGGCCCUUAGCGAGUCCAGAAAGCAGGCUGCAGGGGAGGAAGGCGCCAAGUUCCUGCUGUCCAACAAAGCUUCCUGGGCGCUGAGCCUCAAUUUGGGGGGCGAGGAACAGGUUGAGGAAAUCCGCAGCCCUAUCUCGGACUCUAAGGCUGUCAAGAACGAAACAGAACUCAAUGGAAUGCGGGCUUGCCACGUCAGAGACGGCGCUGCUUUGACGGAAUAUUUCGCUUGGCUUGAGAACGAAUUGAUUAACAAGAGAUCGACCCUUGAUGAAGUCGACGCUGCGGACAAGUUGGAGCAGACUCGGGCUAAACACGACCUUUUCGUCGGCCUGUCAUUCGACACCAUUUCUUCUACCGGUGCCAACGCAGCGGUGAUUCAUUACAAGCCGGAGAAGGGGGCUUGCUCCGUCAUUGAUCCCAAUGCCGUCUACCUGUGUGACUCUGGUGCCCAGUACUUGGACGGCACCACCGAUGUGACUAGAACAUACCAUUUUGGAACACCAACUGCACUUGAGAAGAAAGCCUUCACACUGGUCCUCAAGGGGCUCAUCGGUAUAGACUCUGCCGUUUUCCCGAAGGGUACAACCGGAUUUGCGCUGGAUGUCCUUGCCAGACAAUUUUUGUGGAAGGAAGGACUCGAUUACCUCCACGGAACCGGCCACGGUGUUGGUUCUUAUCUAAAUGUUCAUGAAGGACCUAUGGGUAUCGGCUCUCGUGUUCAAUAUACCGAGGUACCUAUUGCCUCCGGUAAUGUCAUUUCUGAUGAACCUGGAUUUUACGAAGACGGCAAGUUCGGAAUCCGUAUUGAGAACAUCAUUAUGGCGCGUGAAGUGCAAACAAACCACAACUUUGGCGACAAGACAUGGUUAGGCUUCGAGCACGUUACCAUGACUCCUAUCGACAAUAACCUCAUUGAACCGUCCCUCUUGUCAGGUGUUGAGAUCGAAUGGAGGAGUGCGCAAUUUGUUAUGAGCGGCAGAAGUGGUUACGCUAACGGAUACGGGUAUUCCGACGCCGGGGGAUACGACCGCAGCGAUGGCGGGUACAGCAACCUAGGUGCCAAUGGAUUUGGAAGCAAUCGCUCAGGUGGAUAUGGUGGAUUUGACUAUGAAUCGUCGCAGCAGUCUUCCAUUCUACCCCCAACGCAAUCGCCAGAGCGGCACCGAGAACGAAUGGAUCGAGGUCGACAACCGCCGUCUUCCUCGCGAUCGCGGACGAGGGAAGGGGACAUGUUACAUCCUACGAGGGAUGGUCGGAGCCCUGGAGAUGCGAAUGUACUACGAUCGAUCCAGCGCGAGUGGGAUUUCAUGUCUUCCGACGAUUGCGUACCAGUGCAGGUCGCUCUGAGCUUGAUGGAUACGAGUACUCUUGGGAAAGCUGAUCGCGAGCCGGACUUCUUGGACAUGCACGAUCGGAUUCAGAAGACGCUUAAGUCCAUUGUGAACGAGCAUCACCAGGGAUUCAAUAGUUCCAUUGGUACAUACCACAAAAUUCAAUCGAAUCUACAAAGCUCGCAGGGUCGGGUGCGUACGCUCAGGAGUGCGCUUGAUGAGGCGAAAGCCGGAUUGCUUUCAACCAAGCCCGAGUUGAAGGGGCUAGCGACAUCGUCCCAGAAAUACGACGACAUCAUCCAGUUGUUCAACCAGAUUCAAGAAAUCCAGUCGCUUCCAGAGAAGCUCGAGUCCCGGAUAUCCGACAAGCGAUUCCUUGCGGCAGUUGAAGUGCUCCACGAUGCGUUCCGACUUUUGCGUCGCUCAGAGCUCGAGAACAUUGGAGCACUGGGAGACAUUCGCGCGUAUUUUAGCAACCAAGAAAUCUCGCUUACCGAUAUCCUGGUUGAGGAGUUGCACGAUCAUCUGUAUCUUAAAUCACCAUAUUGCUCCGACCGGUGGAAGCCACCAGCAUCCGACAACGACGGCAGCAGGAAUCCACAUGCCUGGACCGGGAAUGGAUCUUGGGAAAGACCCGUUUUUGGGUUUCUUGCUAAAUUAGAUGCUUCCUCACCUUUGGUCGAAGAUGCGUCCCGGAACCCGGAAGCUGAUACCUUCCAGUACAUUCGGUUGCUGAUUGAAGCCUUGAAUAAGAUGGGCAAUUUGGAUAUUGCAGUCAACCAGAUCGAGCAGCGACUUCCUGUGGAACUUUUCACCGUUGUAGACAAGACAAACGCCGAGAUCGAUACACGGUACCCUAGCUCUCCUCGCGGCUUUGCCCAAGAAAACACGGCCGACUCGCCAACAGAGGCUAUUGAAAAGCGCGGUCAUGUUCUGGCAGAAUAUCUGUGGACAUUGUAUUCCAAGUUUGAGGCGAUUGCCGAAGGUCAUCGUGUCCUGCAUGAUGUGAUUGCUGGUAUUGUUGAACGUGAAGGGAUUCCCAAGGGCAGUGCUCUUUCUGGCGGUUUCAAGGAGUUGUGGAAGCUGUACCAGAGCGAGAUUCGGUCUCUUAUGCAUGAUUAUUUGGCUACGGAUGGCGAGUCGUCCAUUCGGCCAGAUGAGACUGACAAUAAGCGCCACAUUUACAAUGGCCAAAGAGAUAAGAACAAAAAAAUGUUCAAACUGUCCGAAAUCGGCCGCAACACGGAGAUGAAAGUCGAGCAAGACGAAUUGGACGAGAUUAUCCAAACUUCAGUCCCCGGCUUGGUAUCCAAGUCGAGGCAGAGAGCAGUCACCAUGGACAACUCGCAAUCAAGGCAAGGGAAUUCUGGAACUGGACAUAAGAUUCUCAUCGAACCGAGCGUGUUCAACAUGGGUCUCCUUCUUCCUCCAUCCCUUCAAUUUAUCCAGAAACUUAAGGAUAUCGUUCCGGUGGACUCGGAAAUCGCUAUGAGCACCUUGACCUCUUUCUUGGACGACUUCCUUGUUCACGUCUUCCUUCCUCAAUUGGACGAGACCGUUACGGAUCUGUGUACGCUCAGCUUCAUUGCGCCGGACGCAUUUACUGAAGAUCCUCACUGGUCGGAGGUGUCCCCUCGGCCUAUUUUCAAAGGUACGGUCAAAUUUAUGUCUAUCAUCAAGGAGUUCAGUAAAAUGCUUUCCAGCAUCCCUCACGACCCGGCAUUUACGCAACUGGUCAUCACCCAGAUUGUGACCUUUUACGACAAGUGCUUUGGAUGGUACAAAGCCAUCGUGGCCAAGGUUUCACGUCGGGCUGAUGCCGGUGUCAAACUCAAAGCCGCUGCAUCGUACAUCGAACCAGGUGCCAUUCGGGAUGUGGUCAGCGAACUAAGAGCGGGAAGUGGUAACAAGUCGGAACUCAUCGACAAGGAAACCGACCUCCUUAUCAAACGCACCGAUGAAGUGCCGCUAGAACCAUACGAUAUCAUCUCCGACCCGAAAACAGUUGCUGCCCUGUCUCUUCUAUACAACAGCAUGCAAUGGCUCUCGAGCCACCUCUCCAAACUCCGCAAAAUAACAGCCCCCUCAUCUGACGCAACCCAACAAAACUCCCGCGUUCACACCUCCGGCCCAGCCCCCCGCCGCUGGACCCUCGUCGGCGCCGCCAUGAAGCCCAAACACGACCACAGCCAACAACAACAAAUCUACCUCCCUCUCAACACCGAAACCGCCCAAGCUUUCGACACAACCCUCCAAUCUCUCCGCGACCUCGCCUCCAGCACCCUCUUUGCCCUCCACGUCGACAUCCGCUGCGGCGUUAUCCACAUGCUCACUCGCACGAUGGCCGGCCCCAACACCCAAGCAGGAAGCCGAACCUCCGAACCAACAACCCCCUCCCCCAACACAGACAACAACUGGUGGCACAUCAUCGCCAACCCACCCACCGCCGCCUCAGCUACAGUCCUAGAACUAAACAACGACCUCAUCGCCUUUGACACAAACGUCUCCGUGUCCCUGGGACCCUCGGAACGCUGGUUCAUAACCUCUGGGCUGGCGCGCUUCAUCGACCGCACCUUCGUCUCCUGCACGCGACACAUCGGCGCGAUGAACGAAAAUGGCGCUCUACGUCUCCAACUCGACGUCCUCGUUCUGCAGCAGAACCUAAAAAACAUCAUAAUCUACCACCCAGAUCACAACCCGCUCUCCUCGCACGCCCCCGAGCCAGAUACAGAGAACCACCAACCCCAAGAAACAUCGGAAGAAGUAGUCGCGCUCCCUCUCAGCGCAAAAUUCCUGGACUGGUUCCUCGAAGGCGCGAUGAAGGCUCUCGACUACGCAAAGGAAGAGAAGGAGCCUUUUGCGGCAGAUAGUGCUAAGGCGUUGGAUAGUGGGAAUGGGGAGCCGUUUACAUAUGAUGAGUUGAGGGUUUUGGUUGAUUUGUGCUUCUCGGAUGUGUUGCGCGGGCCUCGCGGGGCGGAGGACCGAGAGGGGUUUAUGGCUGCGAAGAAGGCGAGUGCGGAUGCAUUGUUGAGGUUGAAUGAGAUUAUGUGGGAUUCGAGAUGA
Messenger RNA from Aspergillus ruber CBS 135680, 5181 nucleotides. RefSeq lists its product as uncharacterized. The transcript is spliced from 16 exons. Gene Ontology annotation, cellular component: exocyst. Gene Ontology annotation, molecular function: metalloaminopeptidase activity. Lineage: Eukaryota; Fungi; Ascomycota; Eurotiomycetes; Eurotiales; Aspergillaceae. The coding region runs from base 1 to 5181 and encodes 1726 amino acids. The record is from RefSeq and is a predicted model, not a curated record.